Molecule: messenger RNA, 704 nt
Organism: Chenopodium quinoa (quinoa)
Lineage: Eukaryota; Viridiplantae; Streptophyta; Magnoliopsida; Caryophyllales; Amaranthaceae
Product: photosystem II 10 kDa polypeptide, chloroplastic
Exons: 5
Coding region: 138-560 (140 amino acids)
Biological process (GO): photosynthesis
Cellular component (GO): thylakoid membrane; photosystem II; photosystem II oxygen evolving complex
Source: RefSeq, a predicted model, not a curated record
GUAAAAACCACAAUCACCAUUUUUGUAAUUGGUAAACAUUGAGUAGCAUUAAUAAUAGUUUCUUGUAAACAAUUGAAGCUACAAUAAACUUUAGUAUAGGAGAAAUAUAUCAUAGUAAUUAAGGAAGCAAAAAAACAAUGGCAACCUCAGUGAUGUCUUCAUUGAGCUUGAAGCCUUCUUCAUUUGGUGUUGAAAGUAAGGCAGCAAUCAAAGGUUUGCCUUCUCUUUCAAGAUCUUCCGCCUCUUUCACUGUUCGUGCUAGUGGUGUCAAGAAGAUCAAGACUGACAAACCCUUUGGAAUUGGCGGAGGCAUGGAGUUGAGGGAUGGUGUUGAUUCGUCUGGAAGGAAGGGAAGGGGCAAAGGUGUUUACCAAUUUGUUGACAAAUAUGGUGCCAAUGUUGAUGGUUACAGUCCAAUCUACAACGAAGAGGAGUGGUCACCUAGCGGUGACGUGUACGCUGGCGGUACCACUGGCCUAUUAAUCUGGGCUGUGACUCUAGCCGGACUCCUUGCUGGUGGUGCAUUGCUUGUUUACAACACAAGUGCUUUGGCUCAAUAAACCCAAUUUUAUGUUAUUUUUGUGUAUUAAGUUUAUUGAUUAGCCAAUUAUAAACUACUGGUAUAAAAAUGACAUGUAAAAUACUUUGUGCAAUCAUGGAUCAUAUUUAGUAAUUGAUUAUGUGAAAUAUCUUAUUGUGUACUA